GCAGCCGCGGCGGAGCGGGUGAAGAGAGAGGAGGAGCAGCAGAUUCCUUCACCUCGUCGAUCUCCUCCUCUUCGUCGGAGGCGGCGUAAUCCACCAGCGCUGACAUGUUCGCCUCCUUCAGCUUUUUUUGUUUCUAGACAUUCCAGAUCGAGGCAAACCGAUUCAAGAUUCCUGAUCGAGAUGGACCAAAAGCCGGCGGAGAUCAGCAGCUCCAAGAUGUUCGGCGGCUACAACCGUCGCUUCCGCCACUUCAGCCCCACUCUGGGCUGCGCCAUGACCUUCACCGUCUAUUUCCCCCCGUCCUCUUCCCCUUCCCAGAAGUUCCCGAUCCUUUACUGGCUAUCUGGAUUGUCAUGUACCGAUGAAAAUUUUAUUAUCAAAUCUGGAGCACAGCGAGUUGCUUCAAGUGAGGGCAUCGCUUUAGUUGCUCCUGACACAUCUCCAAGGGGGCUAAAUGUGGAAGGGGAGGCAGAUAACUGGGACUUUGGAGUUGGUGCUGGGUUUUAUCUAAAUGCCACCGAGGAGAAGUGGAGAAAUUGGCGUAUGUAUGACUACAUCAUAAAGGAAUUACCGAAAGUUCUCACUGAAAAUUUCGAACAACUUGACAUCACAAGAGCAUCAAUCUCUGGGCAUUCGAUGGGUGGGCAUGGCGCAUUGACUAUAUACUUGAAAAAUCAGGAAAAAUAUAAGUCAGUUUCGGCUUUUGCACCCAUUGCAAAUCCCAUAAAUUGCCCUUGGGGUCAAAAGGCAUUUUCAAACUAUCUUGGCAGCAAUAAAUCAGACUGGGAGGAAUAUGAUGCGACAUCUUUAGUUGGAAAGACCACCAAUAUUUCAACAACCAUCUUAAUUGACCAGGGAGAGAAUGACAACUUCCUUCACAACCAACUUCUUCCAACUAGCUUUGAGGCAGCCUGCAAAGCUGCAAACGUUCCAUUAGUACUUCGAAUGCAGCCUGGUUACGACCAUUCUUAUUUCUUCAUCUCAACCUUCAUAGACGACCACAUCCACCACCAUGCCCAAGCUCUCAAAUAAAAAUCUACCACCAAUGCUGCUGUUUCUGGACACAGAAGAUGUAUCACUUUUCAUAGCAGUACUUUAUCAGCUUAUCGGUAUGUUUGUGUGCUUGCUUGUUUCAACUGAACCAGGUAUUUCACUCUGUAUUGGCUAAAACUUUCUUUUAAGAGUUGCAGGUCCGUAGCAUGUUUGUUUCCCUACUUUCUUGAUAUUAUGAAAAAUAUGAUUUCACUUGGGAUUUCA
Messenger RNA from Zingiber officinale, 1257 nucleotides. RefSeq names its product S-formylglutathione hydrolase-like. Bases 181 to 1032 code for a protein of 283 amino acids. Gene Ontology annotation, cellular component: cytosol. The transcript has 8 exons. The record is from RefSeq and is a predicted model, not a curated record. NCBI's taxonomy places the organism in Eukaryota, Viridiplantae, Streptophyta, Magnoliopsida, Zingiberales, Zingiberaceae. Gene Ontology annotation, molecular function: S-formylglutathione hydrolase activity. Gene Ontology annotation, biological process: formaldehyde catabolic process.